Helianthus annuus (common sunflower) is the source of this 618-nucleotide messenger RNA. RefSeq lists its product as uncharacterized. The transcript has 2 exons. The record is from RefSeq and is a predicted model, not a curated record. The coding region runs from base 1 to 618 and encodes 205 amino acids. Lineage: Eukaryota; Viridiplantae; Streptophyta; Magnoliopsida; Asterales; Asteraceae.
AUGAGUUGGCUAAUUAUCAUGACUUUUCACAUUGCGCUACGAUGCUAUAGGGAAAAGGGGUUUUACUAUGUUUCAAAAUGCACUUCGGCACUUCGACAAUUAGUGUAUGGCACAGCUAGUGAUUCAUGGGAUGAAUAUUUAAGGAUGUCCGAGAGAAUGAGUCAGGAGUGUUUGUAUGAAUUUUCCAAAGGUAUUGUGAACAUGUAUAGCAAGCUCUAUUUACGUAAGCUAACGAAGAAGGAUAUAGAAAAGUUUUAUGCAUUCCAUGAAGAGACACAUAGAUUUCCUAGGAUGCUAGGAAGCAUUGAUUGUAUGCAUUGGCGAUGGCGUACUUGCCCUACUGCAUGGCGCGGUCAACAUAUGCGUGGUGAUAUAGGUUCAAACAAUAACUUAAACGUUGUUGCAAGAUCUCAUAGUUUCGACGAUAUCAUUAGAGGUAUGGGCCCUGAUUGUCCUUUCCUGCUCAAUGGGGUGUCAUACAAGCAUAGGUAUUACCUAGCCGACGGUAUAUACCCAUCCUAUAUGGCUAUUGUUAAAACUAUUCCUGAACCCCAUGAUGAAAAAAGAAAAAAGUUUGCGAAUUACCAAGAAGCGGCAAGGAAAGAUGUCGAACGGUGA